UGAAGAUGAAACUGGAGAUGGGGGAAGUCUGCAGACUUGAGGCUCAGUUCAGGGGAGAGGGGAAGCCGCUGGCCGUAUUCCAUUUUCUUCCACAAGGGAAGGGAUAGAGAUAGCGAUGGCUCUGAAAUUUCCGGCAGUCUCCUCACACUGCAGUUGGAAGGCUGCUCUGCCACCGAACCACCUCUUCAUCUCCUCUCCUUAUUCCUUUAAGGCUCAUUCGAUUCGUGGGUCUGAGGUUAGGGCUUUUCUUCCCAAUCUCACCCAACAACCCAUUCUCAAGGAGGCUCUCAAGGAGCCAGUGGCAUUCGUGGGAGGGAUGUUUGCAGGACUUCUACGGCUUGAUUUAAAUGAAGAGCCUUUGAAGGAGUGGGUGAGCAGAACAGUUGAAGCCUCAGGGAUGACGGCAGAAGAAAUUAGAAAGAGGGAUGCUGGAGAAGAAGAAGAAGAAGAAAGGCCACAAGAGAUAGAGAUAGAAUGAAUGAUAUGAUGUAUGGUAUUGCUGGAAAUAGUGAAAAGAAGAUACUUUUUUUAUUAUUAUUAUGAUAUAUGGCAUACUGACUAAUGAAUACAUAUUGAAGAGAAAACCAGAAAACGUGAAUGCAUUUAUUAAA
Messenger RNA from Sesamum indicum (sesame), 611 nucleotides. RefSeq names its product UPF0426 protein At1g28150, chloroplastic. Lineage: Eukaryota; Viridiplantae; Streptophyta; Magnoliopsida; Lamiales; Pedaliaceae. The record is from RefSeq and is a predicted model, not a curated record.